AGAAUCCGAAUACUUUCAAAGUACAAACAUAACAAAAACAGAGGGCAUCGGCUUCCGAACUACAACCCAAUCUUCCAGAAAGUACAGCACAGUCGCGUUCAGUUCCAUCACUCUCUCUCCGUUUUCUCUAUUUCGAUUCGCCGGAGGGAGGAACGCUGCUUCAACUAUUGCCAUCUCUACCAAAUCUUCACAAGGGAUUUGGGAACUGAACCAAGUUGAAGUUGGGGAGUAGAGUAAACAUUGCUACUCGAAAUGUUAUUCAAUUACUAGACGAAUCAUGUACAAAAGCAAGCUUCAAGAGCUUUGUCAUCGGAAAUCAUGCAAGUUACCGGAGUAUUCCGUGUUUAAACAAGGUCAAGAUCAUGACCCGCGCUUUGAAGCCAUAGUCACUGUCAAUGACAAGGAAUUUCGCUCUCAGACUCCUUGUAAGUCUUCUAAGCAAGCUCAAAACGAGGCUGCUAAACUUGCUUUUGACUUCUUCUCUCUUCCUUCCUCACCCUCUUGUCCCCAACCACAACCACAACCACAACCGCAACUGCAACCGCAACCACCAUUGCAACCAAAGCAGCAUCGACCCCAACCACUUUUUCCGAUGUCAUCUCCUCCGCCAGAACAACUUCAUUGCAUUUCACAAUUUCCUCAGCCAUCUCUCAGUAUAUCUUCUUUUCCACAACCAUCCUUGCCUUCGCAUUUGGGCACUUUUGAUGCAAGAACUAAGCUGGACGACAAACUUUCUUCCCCAUGGAGACCAGAAGCUAAGCUUGAGGUGGCAAAUGAAACUUCUGAAAUUGAGGAAUCUACCAAAGAUUCUUCCGUCAUGAAUUAUAAUACGGAUAUCAAGUGUACUACUGAAGAGUCAGUCCAACCAAACGUACAAGAUACCAAUCAGUCUCCUGUGGAUGAUGACAUCGACAAAGGAUUCACUAAAUUGACUGGCAUGCAACAUUUGCACAAGAAUCAAUUGCAAAAUUUUGCUCAGAAGAGAAACCUCACGUUACCUAUAUACACAUGUGAACGUGAUGGCCCACCUCAUGCUAGUCGUUUCAGGUGCAAAGUGGAAAUUGGUGGAAGAACUUAUGAAAGUUCAGAACUUUUUGCUACAUUGAAAGAUGCUGAAAAUGCAGUUGCAAAAGUUGCUUUGCUGUCAUGUCAAGAUGGAGCGCAAGAGAAUCCUGGUCUUUACAAAAAUUUCUUGCAAGAAAUGGCCCAAAAAAGAGGUUUAGGAUUACCAGCGUAUAGUACAUUGCAAUCUGGUGAAGUUCAUGCACCGAUUUUUGUUUCAAUUGUAAAAGUAGGAGAAGAAACUUUUGAAGGGCAACAAUCGAGAACUAAGAAACAAGCUGAGAUGAGUGCAGCGAAAGUUGCUUAUAUUUCUCUAAAAGAGGGCAAGAAUCAUUUGAUUGCAUCUCCAGGAGGACAAGCUUCUCAGGUCGAAGUCGUCUCUUCUAGCUCGCAAUCCAACGUCAGCACGAAUAUGGAACUAGUGAGAUCCAGUCCUUCAAUUGAGAAACAACCUAAUGACGGAGGGCCUUGUAGCAUCUCAACAAGAAAGAGAGCUCCAUCUUGUGACCUUGGUUCUGAAGUUCAAAACGUUGCUCAACAUGAUGUUCCUUCUGAGAGCAACAACUAUGUUUUGAAUUUAAUCUCCAAGCUAGAAGCUGGGAAGAGUUCAUCUUCCAAAAGGAUUUUUGUAUGUCCCCGCGAACCGAAUAUGAAAUUUCCCCAGGACAGCACCAUAUUAUCAAUGAGUGAUGACAAAUGGGUUGCGUUCUCACUAUCGAAUGAAGCUAGUCAGUAGAAAUCGCUGUGAGUAACUUUUUGAAUUGUAGUGCAUUGACUCCUAACAUCAAGAUAGUUAUAUUUUGUGUGUAUAGUCCGACUCGGAUAGUUGAUGGUGCAUGCAAUGUUUCAAAGGAGGUUUGGUUCGUCUUGUUGUCAUUAGGUUCAAUCCAAGUGAUAAAAGAAUUGGGAUGAAGAGCUUGUACAAGUAGUUAGAUGUGUGCACCUUGAUCUUCAGUGUAGAAAAAUUCUGUUGUAUUGUAAUGAUCACUUAUUUUGCUUUUAAAUCUAAUGUGUGGGAGAUUGUUAUUUCA
Messenger RNA from Momordica charantia (bitter melon), 2093 nucleotides. RefSeq lists its product as uncharacterized. The record is from RefSeq and is a predicted model, not a curated record. NCBI's taxonomy places the organism in Eukaryota, Viridiplantae, Streptophyta, Magnoliopsida, Cucurbitales, Cucurbitaceae.